AUUAUUUCAAUUCAUCCACAGGGGGCAAUGUCGUCCUGGGAAUAAGUUAACUGAAUCCACAAUUACACAAAAAAAGGAGGCAGUGACAAAGACACAUGUGGCAACCUUUGAAAAAGUCACUUUAUGUCAUAAACUGCCUUUAUAAUCUGGGGAGCAUUGUCACCAGGCCUUGUCUUUUGCCUUCCCUUUUUCUCUUGUUCUGUUUUGCCCUCUGUGUUGACAAGCAACUUAUCAAUAGGGACCAAAUCACUUAUUUUGGUGAUAUUUGUAUGGCCAUAUCUUCUGCUGCCCCAAGAUAAUACCACCUAUCAAAUCCAACACACAUAAAUCAAUCGAUAUACUGUUCUGAGGUAGGUCACCUGCAACUCCUACAUAUUUGUUCCUUCUGUUAAUCUUUGUAUGCUGCCUCUAUUUUUGGAUAUUUCAUCUCGUCUCUUUCAUCAUCUCUUUACCUCAAGCCUUCCAUAAGGCAUCAGCUAAAGGCAGUUUUCAUUUUAUAUUCUUCAAAUGUUCAAAUAAAGCAAGUUUCUUAGAAGGUGCUUAGAAAGAUUUGGUUUUUACCCUGCAUCUUCCUGAAAAUGACAUGCUGAGUAGUAUAAUGAUGUUCUUUUGAAACAUUUUCAUACCUUCUGUCCUCCACCUACAAGUCUUAUACACUUACCAGUUCUGCUUCCUCUCCAUUUUUCACCAACCAGAGUUGGAAGUCAAGAAUAGCAUAUUUUAUCACCAAAUUGUUAUCCAUGAGCAGAAUCAGUCCAAUUCUGCUGUUGGCAAUAGUAAUUAUUGCUAUUGUGUUCUUUGUCUUUGGUCUUCUUCAUCUUCUGAUAAGAUAUUGUUUAAAGAUGCCUUCUUUUUCAUCUCUUUCUCAAUCCAAUAGAUUCCUAGAAUCAUCUGGUUCCCAAGCUUUCCAAAGGCAGCUUCAACAGCUAUUUCGCCAGCAUGAUUGUGGUUUAGACCAAGCUAUUAUUGAUACUCUGCCUGUUUUUUCCUAUAAGGAUAUUGUGGGUUUGAAGGAGCCAUUUGAUUGUGCUGUUUGUUUAUGUGAAUUUUCAGAACACGACAAGCUCAGAUUGCUCCCUUUUUGUAGCCAUGCUUUUCACAUUCAUUGUAUAGACACUUGGCUCUUAUCAAACUCAACUUGUCCUCUAUGUAGAGGUAUCAUUACUUCUGGGAUAUCUUUGGGAAAUCCCUUGUUUAGCUCUAUUGAAACAAGAGAACAGUGGAGUUUCCAUUUGGAAGAAGGAAAUACAAACAGUCAAAAGUCAGAAAAUGUUGGAGAAAUGAGAGUUUUCUCAGUUAGAUUAGGUAAGUUCAAAAGCCCAAUUGAAGGAAAUGAAAAUCAUGAAGACAAAAGUCAAGGGGAAAUCAACAGUUGCAAUUUGGAUGCAAGGAGAUGUUUCUCAAUGGGUUCAUUUCAAUAUGUGGUUGCUGAUUCAGAGUUGCAGAUAGAUUUGCCUAAUGUGAAGAUUCUCAAAGCUGUGUGUGAGAAGUACACAAUUCUUGGAGAUACUACAGAAGGAAAAAAGAUCAGUGCUAGGACUAAAGGAGAGAGUUUCUCUGUUUCAAAGAUUUGGCUUUGGUCCAAGAAAGGCAAAUUCUCAACUUCUUCAGAAACAUAUAUUGGUGGACCAUCUCUUAAUCUUGAUAUUCCAAUGACUAAGAGAACACAAUUUGUAUAAACAUGUAGUGCAAAAUUUUAUAUUGCUUUAACAUAGUUCUGAGAUAGACAUCAAUUCCCACAUCCUCUUCUGUUCCUUUUCUUUUUGGUUUAACUAUAAUUGUAGCUACAGAUUUCACAGGAAUUAUGUGGAUGAUGCAUUAAUUUCCGUCCUUUUUGGGGAAAGCUAUAUGCCUGUUGUGUUUUACCAAA
Molecule: messenger RNA, 1870 nt
Organism: Lycium barbarum (goji berry)
Lineage: Eukaryota; Viridiplantae; Streptophyta; Magnoliopsida; Solanales; Solanaceae
Product: RING-H2 finger protein ATL46-like
Exons: 1
Coding region: 741-1679 (312 amino acids)
Source: RefSeq, a predicted model, not a curated record